AUGACAAAAAUAAAUCAUCGAACAUCAUUAUCACCAUCAUUUAUUCGUAAAAGAAAUUUACCAACACCUCCUCCUUCUAUUUCCGAUAUUAAUGAUUCUUCAUCAUGUUCAUCGACUUCAUCUUCUUCCUAUUCAACAAUAAAUCCGAGUGAUAUUAAUAAUCAUACAGUAGCAUCAUGUGAUUUAUUAAAUAUUUUAACAGAUGUACGUUUUCAUCCUGUAUUUCAAGCUAUUGAUGAAAUAAAACGACGUAAAUGUCGUCCAGAUCUUGAACGUAUACUUAAAUAUGUAUCAAAACGAUCGACAACAAAAAAUUUAACUGAACAACGUAAUGAAACACUAUUGAUACUUGAUGAAUUACUUAAAUAUGGACUUAUAACAAAAGUAUUUCAUAAAGGUGGUUUUACAAUACGAAUUAAAAAUGAAAGAUAUGCAAAAUUAAUUGAAAAUUUAAAUUUAUGUUGUAAUUCAAAAUCAUCAACUACAACACCAAUAUCCAUAGAUUCUCAUGAUUCUCUAACAAGUGAACUUAUUGAUCCAUCAUGGUCAAUAACAAAUUCAAAUGAUACAAUUCAUCAUAAACGUGAAACACCAUCACCAGAAUUUGCUGUAUUUAAAACUGAAUCUAUACCAGAAAAAUGUCAAAUGACAAAAGAAAAUAAUAUUCUAUCGAAUAAAAAACGAAAUCGAAGUCAAACAUAUUCAACAACAAAUAAAAAUAAUAAAAAAACACGUUUAAUAAAUACAUCAGAUUCUAUUGAACAUAUCGUACGAAAACCAUUAGUUACAAAUAAUCAUUUACCACCAGUAACAAUUGAACAAUUACUUGGUUUACGUGGUGAUAUACCUGAUGUUCAUAAUUGGACAAUAGAUGAUUUAAUUGAAUUUUUUCAUAAACAAGGAUAUGAAUAUGCAUCAAUUCUAUUAAAUCAAUAUCAUAUUAAUGGAAAUAAAUUAUAUGAAUUAACACGUGAACAAGUUUUUCAUAUGUCAACACUUAAAAUUGGUAAAGCACUUAAAUUAUGGAAUGUAAUUGAACAAAUACAACGAAAUAAUCAUUCGCCAUCUUCGAAAUAA
Molecule: messenger RNA, 1077 nt
Organism: Rotaria sp. Silwood1
Lineage: Eukaryota; Metazoa; Rotifera; Eurotatoria; Philodinida; Philodinidae
Source: the annotation of a GenBank genome assembly